Molecule: messenger RNA, 2158 nt
Organism: Puntigrus tetrazona (Sumatra barb)
Lineage: Eukaryota; Metazoa; Chordata; Actinopteri; Cypriniformes; Cyprinidae
Product: oxysterol-binding protein 2-like
Exons: 13
Coding region: 439-2106 (555 amino acids)
Cellular component (GO): cytosol; membrane; intracellular membrane-bounded organelle
Molecular function (GO): cholesterol binding
Source: RefSeq, a predicted model, not a curated record
AUAGACCAGAGCAGAGAACCGACACAAGUGACCUCUUCUUUUUUUUUAGCGUGAGCUCAUAGACAAGCUCGCUCUCUCCUUCUCUUUCUCUCUCUCUCUCUUGCACACUCUUGUUCUUUCGUUGAGCUCUUGCUGGAUCCUUAACUGAGGAGUGAAUCUCUAUGCCAGCAGAGAGGAGGAGGGCUUUCUCCUGUGUAUGACUCUGCGGACGAGGAGCCCACCUCUCAGUCAGACCACAGCGAGAUCCAGGGCACUCUCAAGACUCUGGCCAGUAAGUUGGAUGACUUGAGCACAUGCAAUGACUUGAUAGCCAAGCACGGAGCAGCGCUGCAGCGGUCUCUGAGUGAACUCGAGACCUUACGUGUGCCUCUGGAGGGAGGAGAGAAAAUCAAAGCUGUCAACGAGAGAGCCACUCUCUUUCGCAUCACCUCCAAUGCUAUGAUCAAUGCGUGUCGAGAUUUCUUGGACCUGGCAGAGAGCCACAGCCGCAGAUGGCAGCGAGUACUUCAGCAUGAGCGAGAGCAGCGCACACACCUGGAGGAGACCAUCGAGCAGCUAGCCAAGCAGCACAACAGCCUGGAACGAGCCUGGAGAGAGGCCCCCACGCACCCUGUCAACACGCCCGAUACACCCACCACCGACACGGGAGUGAGUGAAAGGCCCAGGAAAGAGGAAGCGAGUGAUGAAGAUGAGGAUACAGAGUACUUUGAUGCCAUGGAAGACUCACCUGCUUUUAUAACAGUGACUGCCACGGACCCCUCUCACCACAGACGUUCUCAGAGUAAUCUCAGUGGUGCUAGCGGAGGACAGCCCAGUGACUGGAACCAGGAAGACAAUUGUUCCGUGAGCAGUAAUGAUUUUUCAGGGAAAGAGCUGCAGCCUCACAGGAAGAGGCGGACCCAGAUCCCAGAGAAGCCCAACUAUUCGCUCAAUCUGUGGAGCAUAAUGAAGAACUGCAUCGGCAAAGAACUCUCUAAGAUUCCAAUGCCUGUGAACUUCAACGAGCCCCUGUCCAUGCUGCAGCGCUUGACGGAGGACUUGGAGUACCACGAGCUGCUGGAUAAGGCGGCACGCUGUGAGAACUCUCUGGAGCAGAUGUGCCUGGUCGCAGCCUUCUCCGUCUCCUCGUACUCCACCACAGUGCACCGGACGGCCAAGCCCUUCAACCCUCUCCUGGGAGAGACCUACGAACUGGACCGUCUGGAAGAAUUCGGCUACCGUUCCCUCUGUGAACAGGUCAGUCAUCAUCCGCCGGCAGCCGCCCAUCAUGUGAUGUCACAGCGAGGCUGGACCCUGUGGCAGGAAAUCACCAUCGCUAGCAAGUUCCGUGGCAAAUACCUCUCCAUCAUGCCUCUGGGUGCGAUCCACCUACAGUUUCAUGCGAGUGGAAACCACUAUGUGUGGCGUAAAGUCACCUCAACCGUGCACAACAUCAUUGUGGGCAAACUGUGGAUUGAUCAGUCAGGAGAUAUUGACAUAGUCAACCACAGGACCAAAGAGACCUGUCAGCUCAAGUUCUCUCCGUACAGUUACUUUUCGAGGGAAGUCCCACGAAAGGUCACAGGAGUGGUGAAGGACAGUGACUGCCAGGCUCACUACAUCCUGUCAGGCACAUGGGACGACAAGAUGGAGAGCGCCAAGAUUGUGCAGAGCAGCAGAGGAAGUAGCAGCUCUGAGGGCAAACAGAAGACUGUCUAUCAGACGCUCACACCCAAACUGCUGUGGAAGAAAUACCCUCUACCAGAGAAUGCUGAGAACAUGUACUGUUUCUCCUCUCUGGCUUUGACCCUGAAUGAGGAAGAGGAGGCUGUGUGUUGGACGGACAGCAGGCUCAGGCCGGACCAGCGGCUGAUGGAAGCGGGACGCUGGGAUGAGGCCAAUGUAGAGAAACAGAGGCUGGAGGAAAAACAGAGAGCCACGAGGAGGAGGAGAGAGGCUGAGGCCUCAAAGGCCAUCGAUGAAGGACAAGACUUUGAAGGCUACAUGCCACUGUGGUUCCACCAGAGGACGGAUGAAUUGACAGGAGAGACCAUUUACGUUUAUAAGGGGGGUUAUUGGGAGGCAAAAGAAAGACAAGACUGGAAUAUGUGUCCCGAUAUCUUUUAAACAAGCAGACAAAGACAAAAGACGAAUAACUCAUCAGGGCCCUGGGACUGCA